AUGGAGACUCGAGUUCAGGGAACAAGAAGAGGAGCUCUAAAAAAUACACUAAUGCUAACAAAGACUAUGCAAUCAAAGGUACAAUGUCAUGAAUGUUAUGGAUUUGGACACAUUCGCUUAGAAUGUGAGAAUUACAAAAAGGCCAAAGAAAGAGCUAAAAUUGCGUCCCUGAGUGAGAGUGAGUCAGAGUCAAGUGACUCAUCAGAGAACUCUUCUCCGAAAAGAAGCCUCAACUACAUGACAUUCACUUCUGCUGUUGGUGACAAAAGUCAAUGUAGUGAACAAGUGUUUAAUGAUGAGAGUAUAUCUGGAAAUAAAUCCGGGUAUGAAGAUCAGUUGCAAGAAAUAUACGAGAAGUUGUACAAGGAGUGUGUUAAAUUAAGAAAACUCAACAAAGCAAACAUUGAGAAGAUAGAUUUCUGCAAAUGUGAAAAUGAAAGGCUUCAAGACAAAUUAAAUGAAGCCAUUAGUCUAUCAGAUCAAUUACAAAUGAAGAAUGCAACUCUGGAAGAUAAGUUGAGAACUCAGGAAAGUGAGAUGAUUUUGUUAAAUGAUAGAUUGAAAACCUUUUCUACUGGGAAACAGAAUCUUAAAAAAAUCCUAAUCUUAGGAAAGUCCUUGGGUGACAAGAGUGGUCUGGGAUAUGUCAAAGGGGAAUCUGAUGUGGCUACAACCUCCUAUAAAAAUGUGGGAAGGACUGUGUUUGUUCGUGAAUCAACUGCCAAUAGGAAUGCCGACAUAUCUGAAAGGGAUAAUGAUGAAAAUUGUGUGGUGCAGCGAAUCAAGACAUCUGAUAAUUGUUAUGGCAUCGCUCCUAGCUCACAGUACAAUUGCAAUAGCGCUAAGAGUGAGACUACUGAUCUUUGCCAUCAAAGACUUAGACAUGUGAAUCACAGAAAUCUAUCUAAGAUUGCCAAGAAAGAGAUGGUGGUAGGAUUGCCUGAGCUGGGGAAGAAACCAAAUGUGAAGUAUUUCAGGGUGUUUGGAAGCAAAUGCUAUAUUUUGAGAGAUAAGGAAAACUUGGCUAAGUUUGACCCUAAGAAUGAUGAGGGAAUCUUUCUCGGUUAUUAUAGAAACAGUCGUACUUAUAUGAGUUACAAUCUACGCACCCAAACUGUUAUGGAAUCAAUAAAUGUGGUGGUGGAUGAUACUCCUAGAGAGGAAUUGAACAGCGAAGAACAAGUUCACACAUCAAGUGAAACUGAAAAAUUGGGUGUUGAUGAGCACAAUGAAAACUUAGAGACAUUUCCUAGUGAAAAGAUUUUCAAGAAUAAGUCGGACGAGAAUGAUACGAUUGUGCGAAAUAAGGCAAAACUAGUUGCUCAAGGGUAUGCCCAGAUGGAAGGAUUAGAUUUUGAUGAGACAUUUACACCAGUUGCCAGACUUGAAUCAAUCUGGAUAUUGUUGAGCAUUGCUUGCCAGACUUCCUCCUUACCAAGCUUCAACGUUUUUGCUUCCCUACAAACACUCAAGGUCCUUGCCAUUAUAAUUGAAGCUGGCCUGUGCUUUGACAAGUACUGCAUUGACUAA
Messenger RNA from Juglans regia (Persian walnut), 1530 nucleotides. RefSeq lists its product as uncharacterized. The record is from RefSeq and is a predicted model, not a curated record. NCBI's taxonomy places the organism in Eukaryota, Viridiplantae, Streptophyta, Magnoliopsida, Fagales, Juglandaceae. The coding region runs from base 1 to 1530 and encodes 509 amino acids. The transcript has 4 exons.